This is a messenger RNA of Solenopsis invicta (red fire ant), 3360 nucleotides long. Its product is annotated as piggyBac transposable element-derived protein 4. The record is from RefSeq and is a predicted model, not a curated record. The transcript has a single exon. NCBI's taxonomy places the organism in Eukaryota, Metazoa, Arthropoda, Insecta, Hymenoptera, Formicidae. The coding region runs from base 480 to 1256 and encodes 258 amino acids.
AUAUAAAAACAAAAAAAAACAAAAAAAGAGCUACAAAAACUUUCUACGUCCACGUCGUUAGCUCUGGGUAAAGCUAAAGGAAAGUUCCCUUUUUGAAUGAGCGAGAGGGGUGGCAUUUCCACUUCUUUUUUGCUCGUCAAACGCUCGGACAGCAAACGGUUUUAGGAGGUUGUGAGCUACAUCGGUAGGAAGAAAAUAUCACAGUUUGGAGCGAUUCUGACGUGGUCCAAAAAACGGCCUUAUUGACACCCCUCCUUUGUGGCACUAUUAUUGCAUACAGGAAAAAUAAAGCUGCAACGCCUCCAAGACUAUUGGAAAAAGCACCCAUUGUUCAAUUUUAAAUGUUUUUCUGAUCAUAUGAGCCGCGACCGCUUCUUAUUGAUAAUGCGGUACUUGCAUUUUUCUAAAAAUCCAGAUCAAGGAGAAAAACCCACCGGUUGCAUAAAAUCAGACCUGUUAUAGAUUUCUUUAAUAAUAAAAUGUCUUUCAUUUAUUCUCCCGGCAAAGAAUUGUCACUUGACGAGUCGAUAGUGUUAUGGCGUGGGCAAUUGAUUUUUUGCCAGUAUAUAAAAAAUAAACGCCAUAAGUAUGGCAUAAAGUUGUAUAUGCUCACAGAGCCCAGUAGUGUGAUCUUAAAAUCAUUGGUAUAUACAGGAGCUUUAGACGAUACAAGUGGAAAAGGUCACGCAACAAAGAUUCUUUUACAUUUAUUGCAAGAACGUUUAGACUCAGGCCAUUCCAUUUACACGGAUAAUUUUUACAAUUCAUUUGAAUUGGCUCAUCAGCUAACCAGCCGUGCUACUUACUGUACUGGAACUCUCAAUUCCAGAAGAAAAAGCAAUCCUAAAGCCGUUCUUACAAAGAAACUAAAACAAGGUGAAACUAUAGCUGCAUAUUCGAAUAAUAUAUUUAUAAGAAAAUGGAAAAACAAUCAAGACGUUUUGUAUAUCUCUAACGAGCAUGGAAAUGACAUGAUCGAAUACGAGGAUAGGCGAAAUCGCAGUAGAACGAAACCUGCUCCCAUUUAUUACUACAAUAAAUACAUGGGCGGUGUUGACCGCCAAGACCAAUUAAACGCUUAUUAUCCCUCGCACAACAAAACGGUGAGGUGGUAUAAGAAAUUAGGAAUACAUUUUAUACAGCUGAUGGUACUGAAUUCCCAUUUAUUAUAUAAGCAAUACUCUGGAAAUAAAAUGUCGCUCUACGACUUCAGACUAUCGCUUUUGAGCAGUCUUUUACUAUAUAGAAGAAAGUAAACCGACACCUGUCUGUAGAAAUAUAUCAAAACAUGUACUUACAAAAAUUACGUCACUCAGUAACGACGGCCGAAUAAAUAGAAUGCGUUGCAGAGUGUGUUCUGGAAAAAAAGAUAAGAAAACUAACAAUAUACCACUGUGACAAGUAUCCAGAACAACCAGGAUUUUGCGUUGGAGAGUGUUUCGCGAUAGCUCAUACCUAGUUUGUAAGAGAAAAACGUUCCUUUUAUGUUCUCUAUUAUUCCUCUUUGAUUCUUUUUGUUUAGUGCGUAUUUCUUGUUCCUAUUGUUUUACUUUUAUUAUAAAAGUUAUUACUUUAUUUUCAUUGACUUGUUUCUUUAGCAUAAUGUUUAAAUAAAUGUUUUCUAUUUGUGUUAUGCAAAAAUUGUUUACUUACACUCCAUUAGUAAAACUCAGUCAGAAAUUUGCGCGACAGCAAUAGGCGCCGCUCAGCACUGAGCAACAUCUUUUUAGCUUAGGUGCACACGGCACCUAUCGACGCCAGAGCAGAAAAAUUGGUGAAAGUCCUGUAAUGUACAUUCAUGAUGCAAAAUAAUCGAAUUCUGACACCAAACAUGCGAUAUAUUUAAAAAAACCAUUGCCGCGUCCAAGUAACUCCACACCCCCAAAGAGCCGCAGCAAAAGUGAUAAAGACGUUUUAAAAACAUCCAGUGUUAUCAUUAUGGACUUCUUAAAAACGACUAUAACUCGACAGCAAUUGACUGUUUGUUGACUAUAUUUGUCGAUUUUUGAAAGUCGACAAAUGGUUAAUAAAUAGUCAACUGAAAUAUGACUCAAAGUCGACAAAAACUCUGUUCUCUUUAUGACAAAAGAUCUUAUACUUUUUUAAGUUAUUUAUAUCUUUUUCUUCUUUUUCUUCGGCAAAGCGAAAAGAUAUAAAUAACAGAUAUUUUAUAUUGCCAAAAAGACAAUUAACAUAAAAAGAAAUUUUAGUUUUAAUUUGCUCGUAGCCCGUUAGCAUAGCAACAGAGCUGCGCUGCGAUCUGCUGCGCAGCUCUCCCAAGCCUCUCUCUUUACCAGUUUCUGUGUUGCGUGUGUUGUGUUCUGUUUCUUCCUGCUUCCAUGUGCUUCGGUAUCUACGAGGUAAGUAUGAUAAAAAUCAUCUAUUUUAAGAGUAAAGCCGAUGGCACACGGUACGAUUUUUCGUACUAGAUUUAGUCACUAAGCACGAAAGUCUUUCGCGAGUAUCUUUUAAAACCUAAAAUCACAGAGGUUAUGUUCAAGAAACAUGGUCGUGUUCGAGUAAAGAUGUAAUUAUAUGUAAUGUUUUGAUAAUUACUUAAAAAUUAAAGGAAUUAAAGGAUUACUUUUUCAGGGGGUCGAUUGUGUAUUUUUGAAAGAGCGAAAAUGUGAAAAGUGGAGCAUUGAUUGCAUGGUGUAGACUUUUAGAUCUAACGAUGUCAUCAAUCAAUACUGCUACUUUUUACAUUUUCACUCUUCUUCAAAAAUACACAAUCAAUCCCAGGACAGUAAAACAUAACGUUAUAUAAAAGAUACCAAUAGAAUUGUGUUCUGUUUAUUAAUAAAGUAAUUAUUUUGUCUUUCAAACGCAUGCCGACGAAAAUUUUUAUAAGAAAAUGCAAAAGUAAAGUGUAAAUUCAACCGCAUCAUUAAUCUGCUGGAAAAUAAAAAAGGUGAUGAAGCCGACCCAGUCGAACAAAAUAACAAUAACUUGUUACCAGAUUUUCCUUUUACUACAAUACAGGAAUUGAAUAAUUUCAACGAGUAAUUGAUGCAGAAUGACGUUCAAUGACAAUUCGUAAGUUUAUUAUAAUUUAUAAAUUUUUAAGAGAUAUUGACAUAAAAUAUUAAUAAAAUAUAUAAAAUAUAAAACAAAAUUAUAAUAAUAUAACAAUAUAACAAAACUAUAAUAAUAAAAAGCAAAACUAGUAUAAUCUUUUAGUUAUUUUAACUAUUGUAAUUUAUAUGUUUCAUAAUUGAAUAAUUAAGCAUUCUUUUUUUAUAAAUUUUAGUAUUAUAUAAAACAUUUCAAAAGCUAAAUUGGAAAUUCCAACUUCAAAGCACACUAAAAGAAAUGUAUAUCUUUGUGUUUUUUUUUAUAUUCAAAAUAUAUCUAUUAUAU